AGAGGAGGGAGCGGCUGCCAGGCAGUGCCGGGGUCGCUCCGCUCUGCCACAGUAGGCAGCGGGCUGCCGGCGCCAGGCAGGCGCCAGGCCGAGCCCGGGGACCCCCCCCCCGGAGCGGGGACGCCCCACUUCCACCUCGACGGCGGCGGGAGGCAGGAGGAGGCGGCAGGAGGCGGCUGGAGGCGGCUGGAGGCAGGAGGCGCCGGCCCGGGCCGGCCCGGUCCUCCUCACGCUUGGCCAGCCAACGUUGGCUUAGAAGGCUCUUCCCUCUCCCAAGAAAAUGGGGACUGACAGUGAAAACCCAGUCCUGAGAAAUGUGCUCAUCAGCUUCAACUUGCUGCUGCUGGGUGCUGUCCUGAAGCCGUUUGAGUGCCGGCUGGAGGUGACAACAGAGCCAGCCGAGAGGCCGGCAGUGGAUGAGGAGGGGGGCCUGGCCAACUGCAGCCCACCCGUCAAAGAGCAGCCCAUGGUCUUCCACCACAUCUACAACAUCAACGUCCCCGUGGACAGCUGCUGCUCCUCCAUGCUCAGGUCUUCGGCUGAGGAGGUGAGUUCAGAAGACGACAGGCUGGCGGAGUACACGGAGCAGACCUCUGACAGCGAGAGCCAGGUCACCUUCACCCACAGGAUAAACUUGCCCAAGCAGGCCUGUAAGUGCUCCACCUCCCUCCCGUCCCUGCAGGAGCUGCUGAGCAGGAUUGAGAUGCUGGAGAGGGAGGUCUCCAUGCUCCGGGACCAAUGCAACUCCAAUUGCUGCCAAGAAAAUGCAGCCACAGGACGCCUGGAUUACACCUUACCAUGCAGCGGCCACGGGAACUUCAGCCUGGAGUCGUGCCGUUGCAUCUGCAGUGAGGGCUGGGCGGGCAGCAACUGCUCAGAGCCGCGCUGCCCACGGGGCUGCUCCAGCCGUGGGGUCUGCCUGGAGGGUCAGUGCGUCUGUGACAACGACUACGGCGGUGAGGACUGCUCCCAGCUCCGCUGCCCCGCCGGCUGCGGCUCCCGCGGGCUCUGCGUGGAUGGAGAAUGCAUCUGCGAGGAGGGCUUCGGUGGGGAGGACUGCUCUCAGCCCCGCUGUCCCCGUGAUUGCUCGGGAAGGGGACACUGUGACAACGGCACCUGUGUGUGCGCCGAGGGCUAUGCUGGGGAGGACUGCGGGUGGCUGCGGUGUCCCAACGCCUGCAGCGGACGAGGUGUCUGCCAGGAUGGCCUCUGCAUCUGCGAGGAUGGCUACGGAGGGCAGGACUGCUCGGCAGUGGCUCCUCCUGAAAACCUGCGUGUGACAGGGAUCAGCGACGGCUCCAUUGAGCUAGCAUGGGACAGCCCAGGAGCAGCCACUGAGUACGUGGUAUCAUACCAGCCAGCGGGGCCAGGGGGAUCCCAGCUCCAGCAGCGGGUGCCUGGGGACUGGAGCACCAUCACCAUCACGGAGCUGGAGCCAGGUGUUGCCUACAAUGUCAGCAUCUACGCAGUCAUCAGCGAUGUCUUGAGCAGCCCUGUCACCACCAAGGUGACAACCAACUUGGCCACGCCGCAGGGGCUGAAGUUCAAGACCAUCACAGAGACGACCGUGGAGGUGCAGUGGGAGCCCUUCUCCUUCCCUUUUGAUGGCUGGGAGAUCAGCUUCAUCCCCAAGAACAACGAGGGUGGUGUGAUUGCCCAGCUCCCCAGCACCGUCACCACCUUCAACCAGACGGGGCUGAAGCCAGGCGAGGAGUACACUGUUACCGUGGUGGCUCUGAAGGACCAAGCCAGGAGCCCCCCAGCCUCUGACAGCAUCUCCACCCUCAUCGACGGUCCAACGCAGAUCCUGGUGCGGGAUGUCUCCGACACGGUGGCCUUUGUGGAGUGGACGCCGCCGCGCGCCCGGGUGGACGCCAUCCUGCUGAAGUACGGGCUGGCGGACGGGGAGGGCGGGAGGACCACCUUCCGCCUGCAGCCCCCCCUCAGCCAGUACUCCCUGCAGGCCCUGCGGCCCGGCGCCCGCUACCACCUCGCUGUCAGCGCCCUCCGGGGUGCCAACGAGAGCCAGCCGGCCCUCGCCCAGUUCACCACAGAGAUUGAUGCCCCCAAGAACCUACGGGUGGGCUCACGGACCCCUGCCAGCCUUGAGCUCACCUGGGACAACAGCGAGGCAGAGGCACACAGCUACAGGGUGGUCUACAGCACCCUGGCUGGAGAGCACUACCACGAGGUUCUGGUGCCACGGGACACUGGCCCCACCACCCGGGCCACUCUUGCAGAUCUGGUGCCAGGGACAGAAUAUGGCAUUGGGAUUUCGGCUGUGAUGGACAGCCAGCAGAGCGUGCCAGCAACCAUGAAUGCCAGGACCGAGCUUGAUAGCCCCCGGGACCUCCUGGUGACAGCUUCCACAGAGACAUCCAUCUCACUGUCCUGGACCAAAGCCAUGGGUCCCAUUGACCACUACCGUGUCACCUUCACCCCUGCCUCAGGGAUGGCCUCUGAGGUGACAGUGUCCCGUAACGAGUCGCAGCUCACUCUCUCUGAGCUGGAGCCAGGGACAGAGUAUACCAUCUCCAUCAUCGCUGAGAGGGGACGUCAGCAGAGCCUGGAAGCCACCGUGGAUGCUUUCACAGGGGUCCGGCCCAUCACGCAGCUGCACUUCUCCCAGCUGACGUCCUCGAGUGUGAACAUCACAUGGAGUGACCCAUCCCCACCUGCAGACCGCCUGGUCCUCACCUACAGCUCCCGGGAUGAGGAGGCUGCACAGCAGCUGGCACUUGAUGGCACCCGCAGGCAUGCCAGCCUGACAGGUCUGCGGCCAUCCACCGAGUACCUGGUGUCCCUGGUGGCUGUCCAUGGUGCAGUCAGCUCUGAGCCUGUCACGGGCUCCAUCACAACAGGGAUGGAUGCACCAAAGGACCUCAGAGUGGGCAACAUCACGCAGGACUCCAUGGUCAUCUACUGGAGCCCUCCUGUUGCUCCCUUUGAUCACUACAGAAUAUCCUACCGUGCUGCUGAAGGGAGGACAGACAGCACGGCCAUUGGCAAUGAUGCCACCGAGUACAUCAUGCGCCUUCUGCAGCCUGCCACCAAGUAUGAGAUCGGAGUGAAGAGCGUGCGGGGCCGGGAGGAGAGUGAGGUGGCCUCCAUCACCACAUACACAGCCAUGGAUGCCCCGCUGGGUGUCACUGCCACCAACAUCACCCCCACUGAGGCACUGCUGCAGUGGAACCCCCCGCUGAUGGAUGUGGAGAGCUACGUCCUCGUCCUCACCCGCCACACAGUUGCAGGAGAAACAAUUCUGGUGGAUGGAAUCAACCAGGAGUACCAGCUGACCAACCUUCAGCCCAGCACCACCUACACGGUCGCCAUGUAUGCCACCAACGGGCCCCUCACCAGCCAGACUAUCAGCACCAACUUCACAACCCUUUUGGAUCCUCCAACAAACCUGACUGCGAGUGAGGUCACCCGACGGAGUGCACUGCUCUCCUGGGUGCCUCCCGUGGGAGACAUCGAGAACUACAUCCUGACCUACAGAUCAACUGAUGGAAGUCGCAAGGAGCUGAUCGUGGAUGCUGAGGACACAUGGAUCCGCCUGGAGGGUCUUUCUGAGACCACUCAGUACACCGUGCGCCUGCAGGCUGCCCAAAACGCCAUGCGGAGCGGCUUCAUCUCCACCACCUUCACCACAGGUGGCCGUGUCUUUGCCAACCCUCAGGACUGUGCCCAGCACUUGAUGAACGGAGACACGCUGAGCGGUGUCUACACCAUCUCCAUCAACGGGGACCUCAGCCAGCGGGUGCAGGUGUUCUGUGACAUGAGCACAGACGGCGGUGGCUGGAUUGUCUUCCAAAGGCGGCAGAAUGGGCUGACCGACUUCUUCCGAAAAUGGGCAGAUUACCGGGUUGGCUUUGGGAACUUGGAGGACGAGUUUUGGCUGGGCUUGGACAACAUCCACAAGAUCACAUCACAGGGACGCUACGAGCUGCGCAUAGACAUGAGGGAUGGCCAGGAAGCAGCAUAUGCCUACUAUGACAAAUUCUCCGUUGGCGACUCCCGGAGCCUCUACAAGCUCCGGAUAGGAGACUACAAUGGCACUUCUGGGGACUCCCUCACCUAUCACCAGGGCCGCCCCUUCUCCACCAAGGACAGGGACAACGAUGUGGCCGUGACCAACUGCGCCAUGUCCUACAAGGGGGCCUGGUGGUAUAAGAACUGCCACCGGACCAACCUCAACGGCAAGUAUGGAGAGUCCCGGCACAGUCAGGGAAUUAACUGGUACCAUUGGAAAGGCCACGAGUUCUCCAUCCCCUUUGUGGAAAUGAAGAUGCGACCUUACAACCACCGUAACAUCUCUGGGAGGAAGCGACGGUCCCUACAGCUCUGAGCCAGCAGAACUCCCCUCCCACCACCUGACCUUUUCUGUCAUUUGUUUGUAUUUUAUAAUAUGAAAAGGGGAAAAAAAAUAUUCCUCCUCUGAGAUAGCAACCUGCCCCUCACGAGUCCUGGAGGGAACCACAGCAGAAGCAAAGGCUGUGGGGAAAGAAAGACCUCAUUGCUUUCCAUCUGUCCCAGAGAAAUACCAAAUUUCCGGUCUCCCUACCCCCAUACUCUGGCCCUUAACAUAAAAAGAAAGAGAGAGACAGACAGAUUUUUUGAUAUUUUUGUUAAAAGACCUAGAAAUCCCCAGCAAACCCUGUCUGACACUUUUAUUACCGGGCUGGUGGCAGAAACCUUCCCAGCAGGGACCUUGGUGCCAUCAUUUCUACCCCAAGGCACGGCCAAGGACACCUGAUCUCCUCCCCAUCCCUGUUCUUUCUCAGCAGGGAGAGAACCUCACCAUCCCUCAGCAAGCAAACUGUCACACUUCAAGCCCAUGGCAAUCUGUUUGGGUUACACUGAGCUUGAGAGAAAAAGAGAAGAUGACAGACUGAGGAAAAGAAAAGAUCAUUUCAGUCUUGAAGUCGCCAUUAGGGUCCGUUUCCUCUGCUACUUCUUUAUGCCACCAUGAUGUCAUUCACAGAGGUCACUGGUCCCAAACCAAAGAGCCACAGAGAAGGACCAGCAACCAAACAAGCCAUCACACAGCCAGAGCUCAGCCUGAAGCCAGCAGCUGUGUCAUGCCACGUCCAGCAACCCGCAUGCAGCAGGGGAUGAUGACAGCACAGGCAAAGGAAUCAUAGAAGACAAGUGCACACCUGUUGCCUUGCCUCUACACCAUCCCUCCAUGUUUCCAUCGCAAGAGGGACCCAAAUCUCAGUGCCUUGGUAUCACCAUCGUUCUCAUGGGAAAUCAACUGCUUCCCUCCUCAAAAGAAGGCUUGGCCCAUUUAGACUUUGGAGCACCUGGAGACCCUUGAAAGAACAGAUGUAUUCACUCUUCGCAUCCUUAAUCUCUCUCAUUUUAAGGAAGAUGGACACCUCAGGUAGCCUUUGUUGUGCUCUGUUGUCAUUGCUGCCACCUGCACAGAGCCCCAGUGGCCAUCACCAUGGGCCCACCGCUCCACAGAGGCUCUGCUCAAUGCUGGGCUUUGUCACCCGCGUGUCCCAGGACAAUGCAGCCCAUCUCUGGAUGCACAGCCAAGGCAGAAUUACAAAUGCUAAACACUGCUUUUUGAUUUUACCACACUGAAGCUGCUUUGUCUCAGGAAACAUCUUCCAGAUGGCAACAUAAAGGCAUCUUUACAGUAGCUUAUAAUUCAGGCCAGUGUCUCUUUCAUGGUCAUGCUCCUUGAUUUGCUGACGUUACUCAUCACCCUGCAGAGCUGAAGGAGGGCAUUAAGCAGGACUCCAGCCCCUUUGUCCAUGCUGGGCACACAACCUCAGCUGGCCCCGAGGUCGGGAUUAGACAUGGGGUCCAGCCCCAAGGUGGGCAGCUCACAGCCUGCUGUCACAAAUCAGAUUUUAAGCAGUCCUCACCAAGUGAGUCCAACAGCUGGGGCACAGGCCGGGCAAGAGGCUGCACGUGUUGAGAUCUCUGCAGCAUCACUGAUGGCAAUAUCUCAGCCCACCUGAGCGGCCUGCCCCAUUAAAGAUCCCAAAAAGCAGCAGGUAGAACAGAUUAAAACUGAGGAGGCCUCCUGCUAGACGAGCACAGUAACAUUUUCCCCAUCACCAAGAGUUUAUGGGUAAGAAGUGCCCUAAAUGAAGUGCUGGAGUACAGCAGUUAUAGCUAGGAGCAGAGGUUGGUGGUGGAUGGUGUUCAUCUCCUCUUCAGGAUGGGGCUGUUUGCUUUUCCACUCAAAUGUAACAAAGAGAUGGCAGUGAAAAAAAAACGGUAACUCAGCACUGGCUAUCAAGGGGGAAGGCAAGAAACCUGUUUUCAUAAGCACAAAGCAAACAGAAAAUCAAAACCUGCCUUGCUUUUCCAAGAGGCUCAAAAGGAGAUCUUCAAAGAGGCUGGUUAUUCUCCAGGUAGAUAUCCUUCCGUGCGUCCCUCCCUCUCUGCUCACAUCCGUCAUCCUGUGGUCCUGCAGCUGGGACAGGAGGGCCUGGCCAACACAGCUCUGUCGUCAGGCCUGAAGGACACCCCUGGGGACAAUAUUCAACCUUCCAGUGAAACAAAACAAGUUCUUUCAGGAAAACGAAAGGGUUGUUACAAGCCAGAAAACCUGGCUUCUUCCCAAUUCUCCUUCCAAUGUCACCUGCUCUGCUUCCUUCCACCACCGUCCUGAUGGGUCAGGGCCCCUUUGCCUGGGCACUGCUGCUGUCACAUCCCAAAGCCCACAGCACCAGCAGCACGUCAGUCCUUCACCCCGCAGAAGACCACAUGCCCCCAGCACCUCCACAGCCUUCCAAAGCUACUUCUUGUUUCUAAACCCAAAACACCAGAAGGAAACACCAAGGGACCCUCUCACCUCUUUCCCAAUGCAGUUAUCCCUCCGUUUCUGUUCCCACCUGACAUCCACCUUUCCACCGCAUGCUGCUUUACUGCAUGACCAAAGAAAAGAAGUCCUGAAAGUAAGGGCUGCAUUCAGUGAAGUGACCCUCAGGGCAGCAUUUAUGGAGGAAUAAUGGAGUGGAGGCUUCCCCAAAGAUAGCUGGGCUUUGGCAGGAAGAUGCUGCAAGAGCAUCAGAGCCACACAAAGACUGGGGAGAAGCCUUCACCACUGCUCCUCCUCUUUGUGCUGCUUUACUGUGGGCAUCACAAAGUACAGUGCAAGCCUAAAUGCGCUCUCAGCUCCUUCCCGAAACGAUAUUCACACCAUAUGAGGCAGAGGGUCAGGCAGGCUGCAGAAGUGCAGCAGGAGCCCCAGCACCCACCCAGCACCUCACCUCCAUACCAGCCAGGUUCCCUUUUCCAGACCCCAGCACAUCACACCCCGGGGUGACCACACAAGCAACACCCAGUAGCCUUCACCCUGUCAGAUACUGCCAGCAAAAAGUUCUCACCCCAAAAAACUUUAAUCCAUGCUUAUACCCCCCCUGACCAAAGGCUCUGCCCUAGGACCAAGCCCAGCCCCAUUUCUACCAACCAACCACCUGUAGUUGGGCCACCAGACCCAACCAAGCCCACAUGGAUGGCUGGCAUCUCCCUGCCCAGCCCAGAGCUCUGCAGGUGUCAGAGGUUUGCCGGAGGGAUGGUGACAUGGGGACAGAACCACCCAAGCAAAAAGCAGUGCCUCAUGUACAGAUGUCACACUGCAAUUGUGUCUAUUCCCUCAGAAACUGAAAACUAAACAACACAAAAAGGUGACAGAAGAACAGAGGCAACGAAACCCUUUGGAGAGAUGUUGAUGAACCAAACGCAGAUGAGUGCAGCCAAAUGAGGGGAAGAUGAAAGCGGAUAAAUGCGUAAAGAGAGAAAAUAAAUAAUAUAAAUAAAUAAUAUAUUAAACAACCCUCCCCCAUCCCAUAAUGAAAACGUAGCUGGGAGAAUGGGAUCGACGCUUGUUAACCAUUGUUAACUAGUAUUUUUAGUCUUGACCGCUCUUAGGCUAUGUAUAGUUCCUUUUUUUAAUGCAUUUUCUAUACAUUAAUAAAAGAUACCAAACGAG
Messenger RNA from Gallus gallus (chicken), 7957 nucleotides. It is a transcript of the gene TNR, whose product is annotated as tenascin R. Bases 281 to 4348 code for a protein of 1355 amino acids. Gene Ontology annotation, molecular function: protein binding. Lineage: Eukaryota; Metazoa; Chordata; Aves; Galliformes; Phasianidae. The transcript is spliced from 22 exons. The record is from RefSeq and is a predicted model, not a curated record.